Messenger RNA from Tigriopus californicus, 2850 nucleotides. RefSeq lists its product as uncharacterized. Gene Ontology annotation, cellular component: catenin complex; adherens junction. Gene Ontology annotation, biological process: cell migration; cell-cell adhesion. Gene Ontology annotation, molecular function: beta-catenin binding; actin filament binding. The record is from RefSeq and is a predicted model, not a curated record. Bases 238 to 2667 code for a protein of 809 amino acids. The transcript has a single exon. Lineage: Eukaryota; Metazoa; Arthropoda; Copepoda; Harpacticoida; Harpacticidae.
UUUCACCUCCGAUUUGAGACCAGAGAGCUCGCCCCCAUUGGAAUCGCUCCCGCCGUCUGAACAACCACGUCUGUUCUUUCUCCAACAGGUACUUAGGUAUCCAAGUUGUGUUGAGCCACUGGUUUUGGUAGCUCGCUGCUUCAAUCUUUGUUUAGGUACCUGAGCCCACCAAUCACAAACCAGAGCUGCCAGUCAUGUGAUCCUUGAAGCAACGGCCGAAAGUCGGUUGAGGUUCCAAUGGACGAAGAUUUGAACUUGGAACCGAACAUGGAUAUUACUGAGGCUGAAUUGGACCGAUUCAGCACCAAAGGCUGUGAGGAGGUUCUCAGAGGUCUGUUGGUGAACAUUGAGCACAUUAACUCCAUGAGGAACCAUGUUCGCAUGGGCAACCUUAAAUUCGAGUCCCUUUGUCAUGGAGUGGCCUCUUCCUUACAAGAAAUUGGUUUAAGGCUAACCAAGAUGUCGGAAGAAAAUAAGGAUCUACGAGAAGAUGUCCUUUUGUGUCGCAAGAACUUGCUGGCUUGUGCAAGUAGCAUUGUUCUCAAUGCCAAGCAUCCAUUCAAAACCUUUCCUUUCUUUGACAAGAUUGUUCCCGUGUGCCAAGAAGCUCUGAAGAUCACGGAAAUGGGAGCCAAAAGAAAGGCCGUCCUCGCUUCCAUAACAUCCCUGGAGUCAUUGGAGAUCCUGGAGAAGAGUGCGAGCUACAAGAAUUUGUUUCUCAAUAUCAAGAUCUUUGGGUCCAAGUUGCACACGUUUUUGGAGUUGGCGGCCUCGAUUUGUGGUGAGCUUAAAAGUGAGAAAUGUCGUGGAGAUCUGAUUGCCCGAGCUGAUACGAUCAAGAAGCUCUUGCCGUUGGUGAUUCAAUCCUUGAGAGAGUCCUUGCGACACCCCAUGAACUCGCACACGCGUUCCAGCCGAGAAUUUUUCUUCGGCGUGGUGAGGAAUGCCAUUUCAGAAAUGGUCCAAUCCAUCCAUGACUCUGACCAGGCUAAAAAUGAUAUCGGAUUGUUCAUCAAGAAGUUGGAUUCUGCUCUUGAAAUCACGGAGAAGAUCGAAACCUUGGACCAAUUUGUAGAUCUCAACGACGACAUUGAGUGGCUAAUCAAGUUCUCCUUGUCAGUGGGCAAAGUCUCCAAGGCCAAAGACAACAAAGAUAUUCUCGGGAUAGGCCAUAAUCUAGUAAAAGAGUUGAUCAAUGUGAAGAAGGCUCUGGAGUUGGAAGGCCCCAGUAAGGAUCUCAGUCUCGCCAAGGACGUGGCCAGAGAGAUCAUCGAAGAGUUGGAGCAAACGGUGAACAAUGCACUGCUCAAGUUGAUCAUUGAUUGUUUUUGCUCGGUAGCCACACCUCUGGAUGAACUGAUCCACCAUGUACUCAAUUCCAAUGUCAGCCCACCCGAUCGCCUCCCGGAUGACAUUGAUGACUUGGUGAGUGGCUUUGACGAAAGAGCCGAUAAUCUGUUUCACAUCGCACAUUUCACCACGUUCUGCACAACCGAUGCCAAGAGGAGCUUGGCCAUCCACACCUGUCUCCAUUUACUCCAAGAGCUUGAGAAAGAGGUUGUUCCAGCCGUGUUCAAGCUCUAUUUCAAUCCUGAAGAUCACGGAGCCCGAGCUCAUUUGAAGGCCUUACGAAGUCUGUGGAGCCAAACUGUCGAGCACCUGGAAACCCACGUGAUGGGCAUUGUAGAUGCAACCGCAUUCUGCUAUGUCAUCAACGAAGAGGUCCGAGCCGUGUCCGGGAUCAUCAAGAAAGAGCAAUAUCGUCAGGACCGUAAAUGGAUCCACUUAGCUGGAACGAAGCUGAUCCGAAUGUGUCAGAGAGCGGUCGACUUCGCCUGGAAGGAUUGUUCCCACUCCACCGAGGAUCCAUUGCCCGACGAUCAUCCCAUUGUCAAAGUGGAACGGAGUACCUGGGAAUUGCAAGCCGCCCUCAGGUUGGUUUUGGACAGCAUUGAAGAUCUGAAUCUCCACAAAACCAUGAUUCGGAGGGUCCAAGUUUUGGCCACUUGUCUGGGGAUCAUGUCCCAUUAUCUGGUAAACAAGAACGAAAGCGUUCUCUCCGCCUCCAAAGUGAGGGUCCUGACCUCGGUCAGUCGAAUCACCAUCAGCAAGGAGUCCAUGGUCGUCAAAGAAGAGUCCGACCCAUCCAAAGCCAACAAUGGCUCCAGGUUAUCCGGAUUGAGUUUUAGGAGUGUCAAACGGAAAGAGAGCUUAUUACGAUCCAGGCACAUUGAUUCCGAGGUCGAACGCCGGGUCAACGAGAGUCUGGCCAAACUGAAGGAUGAUUCCAUGGCCUUGAUCCCAUUUCAAACGCGGAAGAUGCUCAACGAGACGGGCUUGAAACCGGCCAAGAAAUCUGGUUUCGACUUCACUGAGAUUUUCGACCAACUCUCUGCUCUCAGCCAAGAUAUCGCCUCUACGUUGGAGAAGGAUCAACAUCUCGUCAAACCCGAGGCCCCCAGGGUCAAAAAGAGCACAAAUCCGGAUGUGUCUCUCCGACAAAUCGCCUUUAAAAACGCUGCCAUCAAGGAGCCCUUGAAGUUGUACUCUGAAGACACCUCCAACGUAAAGAUCGUGGCCUCCAACCACGGCAUCGGAUCCCCCGAACGGCUCAAGGACAUUAGGAAGGUCAACGAGAAACUGGAAAAGAUCAAAACAACACUUUAACACAAACAAGUUAACUCCAUCCAUUCAUCUGAGAAUAAAUCGUAUAUCCACAAUUAGUUGUUGACUCACAAAACACGGAUUUGAAGGUUGGUAGACGUAAAUCUACAGGUAAAAUAGAAUUUGGCACACUAAAUGUAUAAAAUAUAAAAUGACACAUCGAAUGUAUAAAGUGACGCAUGCAAG